Molecule: messenger RNA, 1641 nt
Organism: Penicillium cinerascens
Lineage: Eukaryota; Fungi; Ascomycota; Eurotiomycetes; Eurotiales; Aspergillaceae
Product: MFS transporter
Exons: 1
Coding region: 1-1641 (546 amino acids)
Biological process (GO): spermine transport; transmembrane transport
Cellular component (GO): fungal-type vacuole membrane
Molecular function (GO): spermine transmembrane transporter activity
Source: RefSeq, a predicted model, not a curated record
AUGACCGACCCCAUGUCAUCCGAACCUGAACCACGAGACGGUCCUCGCGACGCUGAGAUCCCAGCAAACGCCCCACGACUAGACUACAACUAUCCCGACCUUGGACGAAGCGAAAGCCCCAUAUUCCCCGAUGAGUACGUCGUCGAGACCAGUACCGGCCUUGUUCCACAAACCACACUGGAGCGAGUCCGAACCCGACCCUCUAUCUCAACUGACACUGAAAAGGCGAAGGCCAUUGAAUUCGUGACUUUUACCAUCGGAGAUCCAGAGCACCCACACAAUUGGUCGCGCGUCUAUCGUUGGUACAUCACCCUCGUUGCAUCGUCAUUGGUGGUAUGCAUUGCAUAUGGCUCCUCCAUCGUCACUGGUGGUCUGAACUUGAUUCAAGACAAAUACAAUGUCUCGUUGGAGGUUGCUAUCUUGACAUGCUCCAUCAUGGUAUGUGGCUUCGCCAUCGGACCCUUACUAUGGUCACCACUGUCCGAGAUCAUUGGUCGGAGGCCGGUAUACAUCAUCUCGCUGGCUCUCUAUGUGAUCUUCAACAUUCCAUGUGCCCUAUCGCCUAAUAUCGGGGGGCUCUUGGUCUGUCGAUUCCUCUGCGGCAUCUUCUCGAGUUCUGGCCUUUCGCUGGCUGGUGGGACCAUCGCUGAUAUCUGGAGUAUCGAAGAUCGGGGAUUGGCCAUCUCUUAUUUUGCCGCUGCUCCUUACUGUGGCCCUGUCAUCGGACCCAUCGUCACCGGCUGGAUCAGUGUCGGUAGUGGUCGUCUGGAUCUCUUCUUCUGGACGAACAUGGCUUUCGCGGGCGUGAUUAUGAUUAUAAUCGGUCUUGUCCCGGAGACUUACGCGCCCGUGAUUCUCAAGCGACGGGCUGCUAAAUUGCGCAAAGAAACCGGCAACCCAAACAUCAUCACGGAGCAAGAGCAACAUAAGCUCACAUUCCGCGAUAUCGCGCGUACCAGCUUGAUUCGCCCCAUCACCAUGAUCAUGACGGAGCCAGUCCUCGACCUGAUGUGCAUGUACAUUGUCCUCAUCUACGCCAUGCUCUAUGCAUUCUUCUUCGCCUACCCGGUUAUCUUCGGAAAACUGUACAACUUCAACGACGGCCAGAUCGGCUUGAUGUUCAUCCCCAUCCUGAUCGGUGCCGGCUUCUCUCUUAUGGCUACUCCGCAGAUCGAGAAGCAAUUCCGAAAGAUCUGCCUCAAGCGAGCACCCACCCCUGAGGACCGACUUAUCGCGGCGCUGAUCGGUGCACCAUUCAUCCCAAUCUCAUUGUUCUUGCUGGGUGCCACGUCUUUCAAACACGUUAUUUGGGUGGGACCCGCUUCGUCAGGCAUCGCGUUUGGAUUUGGCAUGGUGUUGUGCUACUAUUCCGUGAAUAACUACAUCAUUGAUUCUUAUCAAAAGUAUGCGGCUUCUGCGCUGGCUGCAAAAGUUUUCUUGCGAUCUGGUGGUGGUGCUGCUUUCCCGUUGUUUGUUACCCAGAUGUAUAACCGUCUCGGGUUGCAAUGGGCUUCGUGGCUUCUUGCUUUCAUUGGAGUCGGCAUGGUCUUCAUUCCUUAUGUCUUCUACAUCUUUGGUGCGAGGCUUCGCGCAAAGUUGACUCGGGAUCAGUCUGAAGCCGCGCCGGUUUGUCCUGCUUAA